This is a messenger RNA of Striga asiatica, 1136 nucleotides long. NCBI's taxonomy places the organism in Eukaryota, Viridiplantae, Streptophyta, Magnoliopsida, Lamiales, Orobanchaceae. The record is from the annotation of a GenBank genome assembly.
AAGACGCAAAGCAUAAAAAAAUCAAGAAUUCAAAACUCUAACGACGGAUCAUAAAACAUUCCCAUUCCGAGGCGCAAAUUCGAUCACAAAAGAAACAUGGAUUGGUCACCAAGAUCCGCCACGAAUGCCUACCUCGACGCCCUCAAAUUGUGUAACAAAUGCCAGAGAGAAUGCACCUCUUGCGAAAGCCCCCAAAUCCCCAAAAGCAACGAGUUCAUCUCCGCCCUCGCCGCCGGCAUGAGCGCCAAGCUCAUCGUGGAGGUCACCUCCCAAGUCUCCCCUUCCACAGUCGCCCUCGCGGUGGCCGCCCGCCAGACUGGCGGCAAGCUCGUCUGCAUCCUCCCCGAACCCGACGCCCCCAACCCUUCCCGCCGGGCCAUCCAUGAAUCGGGCCUCAACGAUAUGGUCGAGUUUCGGGCCUCGGGCGACCCGGCCGAAGCCCUUUUCGGUUACGACAACAUCGACUUCUCCCUCGUCGACUUUAAAUCCCUCGACCAAAAACGGCUAAGCCUCGGAGUAAAUCCGAGACGUUCGGUGGUUGUGGCGAGUAAUCUUGUCGAGGGGGAAAAGGGUUUUGGGCCGGGCCAUUUGAGGGGUGUCGAGGGGGAGACGAGGGUUAGGUCGAUGAAGCAUCCUGUAGGGAGGGGAAUGGAGAUCACGAUGAUUGGGAAGGGUAGCGAUUUUGGGAAGAGGAGGGUGAAAAGGAGUAAAUCGGGGAGUUAUUGCAUGGGGAGGUUCGAUAGGAAUGGUGGUGGUGGUGGUGAUGGUGGGGCCCGCGUGAGGAGUACGGAUAGGAGUAAGUGGGUUUUUCAGGUGGAUGAUAAGAGUGGGGAGGAGCAUAUCUUUCGGAUGCCCAAGUCGAGGAGUGAGGUUUUCGAGGUGCAAAACGAGGUGUGAGGAUAAAUAUAUAUAUAUGUAUGUAUACAUAUAUGUGUGUGUAUGUGUUUGAGGAAAAUGUGCGAUGGGUUUUUUGUUUGAUGGUAUGGUUCGGAUGGGUCGGGUCGUGGGUUUGAUGUGGAAAGUGGGUUUGGGAAUUUGAGGUGUUUGAGAAUUUGAAUUGGGGGGUGGGGUGGUUUUUAUGGGUAUGUAAAAUGGUGGUUUUUGUGUCCAGAGGAUAUAUAUAUAUAUAUAUAUAU